AAAAGUUUUCAUUGUGUUAGUGAGUGAGUUGAGUUGUGUUAGAGCAAGCGAGACGCGACAUUUUGAUACGGAACUUUUCCGAGUAUUGAUUGCCAUGCCAGUUAGAAGUACAUAUUUAUUGCCUACGAUAGAAGUAUAACACUUGAUAUAUACUAGUUAACAUGUAUUUUUGCCAGACUGAUUGUACCUGUGUUUAGUUAGAUGCAUACGUAGGCAGUUAUAUUUGUGAUUGAUUUUCAGCGGCGAUGGCGAUACCUGAGCAGUUUUCCCUACGUUGGAACGAUUUCCACUCAAAUUUGUCCCAGUCAUUUCAAGCAUUACUGGAAGGUGAAGAUCUCGUAGAUGUGACGUUGGCGGCUGGUGGUCAAUACGUACAUGCUCACAAACUCAUUCUGUCUGUUUGUAGCCCAUACUUCAAGGAGCUGUUUAAGAUGAACCCCUGUGAACACCCCAUAGUAAUCCUCAAAGAUGUAGCUCAUCAUGAACUAAGGCAGCUUCUGCAGUUCAUGUAUCGUGGUGAAGUACAUGUUCGCCAGCAAGAGUUAUCUGCCUUCUUACACACUGCUGAGUUAUUGCAAAUCAAAGGGCUUACUGGUGGUAGGGAGAAAAGCGAGUCACCUCCACCAGUAGCAGAAGAAGAUUCAUCUAGUACACAACCAUCAGUACCUGAACCAGUAAGUGACAGUUUGCCAGAAUGGGUUCCACCAGGAGAAGAGAUAACUGCUGAAGCUGCUUUGGAGACAGUUGGACCAGUAGUGCCAAAGGAAGAGGCAGCACGAAGUCCAUUGAAGCGACUAUUAAAAAACACAACAAACAAGAACAGCUUUAACAUUAAUAAGAAGAAACCUCGGCCAGUAAAUGACAUCCCCGCACAUGCUGAAAAUACAGAAUAUGCUUCAGAUGGUGAACCCAUGAUCGACUUUGACAAUGACAUUUUUCACAACUUGGUGCUGCCAGAUUCAGGAAAAGAGGCCGGAUGGAACUGCAAAACGGGCGGGGUUAAAUGUCCAUCUUGCCACCGAUUUUUCGCGAAUCGAUACAAUCUAAAAGUACACAUACGAGACAAACACGACACCAGGGAAGGGACAUUACAAUGCGAUAUAUGUCAGAAGCGUAUGAGAAAUCCUUCCUGUCUCCGAGUUCACAUGUAUCACCACCGUAAACAAGCAGCUUAUCUGGCCCAACUGAGUGCUCAAGGAGAUCAAAUGCGACACGUGGUUCAGAAUAUGGUCGAGAACAAAUGGCGUACUGAAGCAAAAGCUGAGUUCAGGGAAACCGAAAAUUUCCCGGCGUCGGCGCCGGCUGGGGAGGCAAACAACCUGCAGCCGGCUCAGCAGGAUGUGAAAUUCGCCCCCGAUGCUAUCCUGCCGAAGACGGAGGCCAACCAUGAGACAGUAUGAUUAGCAACCAACUCUACGAUCGAUUACGAUUUCGUAGACCCGCUAACAUUGGCUAACAUAUUCACUCAACAAUAUGGCUGGAAUUCGCUCAUUUUCGGAUAUGUUGGUGAUUCCAAAUCCAAGAAGUAAAUAUCAUUCGAUUAUUAUAUUUUUCGUUACAUACAAUUUAUUAUGCAUCAUAUCGUAUCGAUUUUCAUGAAUCGAUAUCGUUGUAUUUCCUUCAUAUCAUUUUGUUUUAAAAUUUUCGAUUAAUCGAAUUGUCUGUCAUAUCGAUUUAAAUUUUUAUCAUGUUGAGUUUUUUUAUAUGAUAACGAAUCAAAUGUCAUGUCGAUUUUAUUACGUCGAUAUGUUAAUAUCUGUAAUAACCUUUUAUAAGAAUUUAAUCGUAACUCGACUUUCAUAUUAAUAUUUAUAUAAUCAGCUAUGAGUAGCUAUAUAUAUAUAACAAUAUGCAUAAUCUUAUAACAUAAUAUUAAUCAUUUAGCGUAAGUUUUAUCUAUAUUUAGUCUUAUGUAUUCAUGCUGCGUACCAAUGUGUACUGUUGAGCUGAAUAUUGUAUAUUUUCUACAUUCCACCACAUAAGUUCCAAAGACUGAAACAUAAAAUUGCACAUAGCGAACCUUGCAACGGUUAUAUUGUAAUGAUAUAUUUACAGGGUGUGUUUCGUGACGUAUUUAGUUUUUAGCUCGUCAUAAGGCGCUCAUGGUAUAACAUUUUUUCGAUAAGUGUACCAUUUAUUGAAUAUAUAUUAUAAUAUAUACAUACAUAAAUAUAUACACAUCCUGUAAAGUGUAAUAGUUUAUAAGUUACGGUUUAUUUGCCGCCUCGAUCGAAGUAGUUGUCUCAGUCAGCUACAAUUAAUAGUUUAGCUAGAAUCUCGACACAUCCGUGAUCUGAAAAUAUACGAAUUAGUUUUUUUUUAUUCGAGUUCUUUAAAUCGUAUUUCUUUGUAAACGCUUAUAGCGUACUUGCUUGGGGUUACAAUUUUUUUUUUUUUUAUGUAUAAUUAAACCAGUUCUUAGUCACGGAAAAAAUAAUUUAGCUUUUUUUAUCUGUGUUGUGAUACAUUGUGGGCUGCAAGUACAAGUUUGGUUUAAAUAGGCAGCUUGUUCGGUCAGGACUAGCUAUAUAAAUAAUGUUGCCAUUCCAAUUGAAAUGUACAAAAAUAUUUUUAUAUAAUUUUUUUUUUGUUUAUGUAACACUUGUCACGAUUUACGAGAACAAGAUUUUAAAUAACCUUACAGUACAAAAUACCUUAUUGUGUAUAUUAUUCAUUUAUAAAAUAUAUGCUUUACUUAGUAAUUGUAAGAUUUUAUUUUAGGGUCACAUAUUUUCGAGAGAAGAUAACUUUUUUUUUCUAAAUGGACCAUAAUUAUUUUAGUCUAACAAAGAUGUAUAAUUCUUUUUUUUAUUUUAUUUUAUAAUACAAGGGUUCUAGGUAUAUUUAAGUGGAUUUUUGUAUGUACCUCAUGUUCGAAAUGACUGUUUAGUUUUGUAAUUUUUUCACCAUUAUCUGGUGUUUUACAGAUGUGACGAGAUUUUAAUGACAAUAUUACAAUUAUAAUUAUAAUAUUCCGAUUCAUCGUGUGAUUUAAAUAUGCUCUCGUUGUAGUAGAAAGAUAUGAUUUUUCUAUAAAUUUAUAGGAUGUAGAGAAAUAUCCAGGCGUGUAUUUACCAGCGUUCAAUGAAGCUUUAAUUUUAGCGAUUCGUCCCAACGUUUUUAAAAUCGAAAAUCGGAACUUAUUGUAGUCAUUAGCUCUCUUCGAUUAAUCGAUAUUUUCGAUGCGAAUAUUCGGUUAGUUGACUGAAACGCGUCGUAAUUAGUUGUGUGUUGGUUUACGUUGAUUAGAUUUACUUUUAAAUGAGAACUUGCGUUAUGCCGUCCCUUAUGUAAUCUCGGUUCCAAUUACGAUAAAACUUCAAUUAUAAAGCUCAAUAUCUUAUAAAAUGCCGCCUCUCAUAGUUGUCUAUGAUAUUGUUUUAUAAACCACACUUACGGAGAGCUCAAUGUGAAAUGUUGUGACUGUGUGUGUAGUACCUCUUUUUAGAAUAGGAUUUAUUUGUGUAAUUGUAGUAUAAUAAAAGCGUAAGUAUCUGUUCUACCGCGUUUAUAUUGCAGCGGUUAAUAGGUCUAGUGUUGAUAUAUGAAAAAUUAAAAUUUAUGAAUGUAUCUGACGGCAUAAAUUUAAUUUUGAACAAAAAAAAAAAAUUGAAAUUAUAUUAUCGUGGUUUGGGUAUUUCUAACCAUUAAUAUUAAGGGGUUAUAAAACUAACAUGUCUUUUCCGUCGUAGGAUUUCUAUCUUUACAUUCCAUUAGUCGUAAGUCUGUAUAAUCAACCUUAUGAGGUGUAAGUAUUUUAUAACAUAUUAGUAUGGAUAUUUAUAUAAGUACUCCUAGAGUAAGUCACUUUAAUUCUAUAUUUUUUUAUCGAAGGAGAUUAUUUUUGUUUAUGACCAUUGAAUAAGGAACAUUCCAUACUUUGGUAGCUGUAUUAUUAUUUUAGAGUAUAUAGGAAUAUUUUUUACCAAAUUUUUUAUAUACCAAUGCUCUUAUGUUAUGUGACCAAGGGUGCAGCUAUCAAACCCUCCGUACGAAGUCUUCGCGGGUUACUUUAGAGUCAAUCGCGUCUUUUGUUUAGUUAAUUUUAGGUCUUUUUUUUGUAUCGUUUAUAUGAAUACUCAACAAUACAUAUAUCCAAGUUAGUUUAUCUAAUAUCAAUUAUGUACAAUGUGUCUCGUGUUUAUAAAAUUACUAUUGAAUGUUGCUAUCAAAUUUAACGAGAAAUAACUUUAGGAAUCAAUUAUUUUUUGUAGGUGACACAUUCUUCACACUUACUAGUCAUAACAUCGCUCAAAUUAAAUAAAAAAAAUGCUGAAAUGCACUCGAUGAAUGACGUUCACAAUUUCUUACAAGAUAGGUAAUUUUCUUUUUUUUUUACUUUUCAUAUUUGUUUUUGAUUGAUACAUUUAAAGUACAUACGAAAUAAUGAUAAGUGCUCAAAAUAUUUAUAUCUAUUAAAGUAAUAUUUCCAUGACAAUAUAGCUAUUAUGUAUUAGUGUAUAAGUAAUGAGGUAUAUUCGUAAUUUUCGACGUGGUAAUAUAAAAUAAUUCCACGUUCAAGGAUUGUAGUCCCUCCGGCGCUGAGGCCGAUGACGUUUCUAAUAAUAUAAUAUUAUUAACGUGUUGCGAAUGUGCUUCAUGAUAUGUGUUUUAUUCGUAUAAAGUUAGUUUACAUUUCCGUCAAUUUGUCGUCUCUCGCCAUAUGAUACGUAAUAAGUGUGUAGUUCUAUAUUUAUCAUGUAUUUCUAAUAUUCUCAAAUAGUAUUAAGACUACAUCAAACUGUAUUUACUCCUUUCGUUUUAUCAAUACCAGGGUAACGGUUAAAAAGGGGCUUCUAUCGAAAUUAUAAUACUUAUCGAAACAUUGUUGUAGUAUUAAAAGCGAAUAAUGCCAUUUUGGAAUCUAAUUUUGAAAAGGCAAAACACAUGAGCUCAGUCGAAUCUUUAUGUAUCUAUCCUGAAGACUUAAUGAAAAUAAUUGAAUUUUUAAACAAGUUGCAAUAUUCCAUUAGUUUUUAAUUUUUAUAUAGAUUUAAGAUUUAGAUCAGAAUAAGUAUAAAUUAGUUAAGCAGUACUUAAAAUUUGCAUUUGUUUUUUCGUUCUUGUACUGUAUUAAAACCAUAGAUAACCCAAAACUUACUCAACUUGAUGUGACAAAGGCUCCCGUUCUCUCAGAAUAACCGAGUGAUAUUUAUAAUCUCAAAAUAAUGACUUGAUAAUAUAUUAAUAUCUCUCACAGAUUCCUUAUGGUUUAUAAUUGUAUUAUGAAAUGGAGUAUUGCAUCUUCUUUUCUAAUUGACGAAGAAAUUUUGUAAUUUGCCAGUAUUUGUAAAGAUCUGGGCUUUAACGAGGUGCAGUGAUAAAUUUCGUCCCUUUAAGAGAUGGAAUCUCGUAAUGUUAAAGGCUGCUUCUGUGUCAGAUGUGAUAACGUUGGCGUAUAUUGAUGAAAGAAUGUAGGAAGUUUUUGAGGUUUUAUAAAUUUUAUAGGAUACGAUGAAAAAGUUGACUCGUUGCGGUUUAAAAUUGUCCUGCCAGCAAUUUACGUGUUAGAGCGAGUAUCGAUCAAGUGUCUACUGAUUGCUUAAAUAUAUGAAUAUCAUAAUAUUAAUAUUCAGCUCUGACACUAGAGGGCGUUGGCUUAAGGAAAUGUAUCACGAGGCCAAAGGCCGGGAUAAAGAAGUCUGCAUACGUAAUAUAAAAGACCGACGUCGUUUAACAAUAUCAUUUAAUGAAUUGUGAUUGUAAUGAAAAGGUAAAUUUUGUAGGUUGUGGUAUUUUAAAAAUUUAAAUACACUCAAAGAAAUACCAUCAGGGAGUAUAAAACUCCAAUGUAAUAAAGCUCAAAGCUGAUAAAUCGAAUCGCGAAAAAUAAAAUGCGCCCCUGUGAAGAUGCGCUUCAUUUUUUUUUUCAUUUUUAGUAUGUAUUCUGUGACUGGCCUCAAAAAAGCUGCAUUUAUUCACAUUUCACUUUAUCUAAGUUGUAUUUACAAGCAUUUUAUACAUUAUUUUAUGUACUGUGAACAAAACUUUACAAUAUUUUUUUUUUAUAAAAUUAAUCAACAUAGGCAAUCUAAAAUUUUUCAGAUACGAUAAACUCGAAUUUUCUUUACGAACAAAUGCGAUGCUCUCUACUGUUGUGAUCGUAUAUGUAUAUUUUUUAUUAUUAUAAAAUUAUUGUAUAAAUUUUCUGUGAUGUUUGUCGAUCUGUAAACUGGUAUUAUUUAGUCUGCUAAAUCAAAUAAAAGAACAAUUAAUGAGCGUUGAUGCGUCUCCCCAAUAUUUGUAGUAUAUUAAGAUGAAUAUAGUAUGAAGAUCAUUUUUCGUAUUCUCUUAUAUAUUGUAAAUGUGGUUACUGAUGUCAAAGUAAAUAAAGAUACUUUCGGCGAUUUUAAUUAAUGUUUGAAUAUUAAGACUGGACUUGUGGAUGACCUUAUAAUGAAACAAUUGAACCCAUCGAGAAAAGAGGAAGACUUAAAAAUAUCAGUGUGUAUUGUGCUUUAUAUGCGUACAGGAUCGACACUCACCUCUAUACAUUCCAACGUUUCGAUGUGUCUGUAUAUCUUGUUUUAUCGAAACUUUUAUACUCGUUUAUACUCAUUAUCAAUUUUUAAUAUUUUUUAAUUUAGAUCUAUUCGAAAUAAUAAAUUAUAAUUUUCUAAA
Vanessa tameamea is the source of this 6621-nucleotide messenger RNA. Its product is annotated as modifier of mdg4-like. Gene Ontology annotation, biological process: regulation of transcription by RNA polymerase II. Lineage: Eukaryota; Metazoa; Arthropoda; Insecta; Lepidoptera; Nymphalidae. Gene Ontology annotation, molecular function: protein binding. The coding region runs from base 246 to 1400 and encodes 384 amino acids. The record is from RefSeq and is a predicted model, not a curated record. Gene Ontology annotation, cellular component: nucleus. The transcript has 9 exons.